This is a messenger RNA of Xyrichtys novacula (pearly razorfish), 9467 nucleotides long. Lineage: Eukaryota; Metazoa; Chordata; Actinopteri; Labriformes; Labridae. The record is from the annotation of a GenBank genome assembly.
UGAGCUUGGGCCACAUCUUUGUGCUCAGGCAAGAUCACAUUAGUUGUCUGUUUCUGCUACAAUAACCUCACAGGCUGUUGGUGUGUAUUUUGAACUCAGCCAUUUAGCUCCCUGCAUUGUUGCUCUGUAGUGUUACUCACUGAGUGUGGACAAAACAGGUCCCUCUGUAGCCUGUGAAGCCCCAGUGGCCUAAUGGAUAAGGCACUGGCCUCCUAAGCCAGGCAUUGUGGGUUUGAGUCCCAUCUAGGGUGAUUUACAGCAGAGUGGCGCAGCAGAAGCGUGCUGGGCCCAUAACCCAGAGGUCGAUGGAUCGAAACCAUCCUCUGCUAGCUCAUUUUUCCCAAUCUUACGCAGUUCACACCAAUUAUCAUGUGAUGAAACUUGAAACCCCCAACCCCCCCAUUUAUUUUUUCAUAUUUUUCGAACAUUGAGGCAUCAGGAUCAAAUGCAGGCUGUAUAGUCACUAGUUGAAAGCUUAAAUUAGGUUGAACAAUAAGAUAGUGUAUUACAAGAAAAUGUUUCACAUGAAAAAAAAAAUUUCUACCACCAUUUUACCACUAGGAACAACAUUGGAGAAUAGUCUUGCUCGGUGCACAGUGUUCUUUAAAAUGCUGGGUCUUCAGCUUUCUCUUGAAAGUGGAGAGGGACUCUGUGGAUUGAAUGGAGUUGGGUAUUCAUUACAGCAUUUAGGGACAACAGAAGAAAGGAGUCAAACUAGUGACUUUUGGGCCAGUGCUGUAAGUACCAGGCGCCUUUCCUUGGCUGACCGUAGCAGGCAAGAAGGGGUGUAGACCUGGAUGAGGGGUUCCUAGUAAACAGGAGCGGUUUUUGGUUACAGCUUUGAAAGCAAUGGUUAGAGUUUUGUAUCUAAUGACAGCUGCAACUGAAAGCCGGUGUAGAGAGAUGAACAGAGGACUGACAUGAGCUGUCUUGGGCUGGUUGAAGACCAGACAUACUGCUGCAUCCUGGAUGAUUUGCAGAGGUUUAACUGUGCUUGCAGGGAGGCCUGCCAUUAAGGAGUUGCAGUAGUCAAUUCUUGAUGUUACCAGGAGCCUGUACCAGGAGCGGUGUGUCAUGAUCUGUCAGGUAGGGUCUCACCCUCUUGAUGUUAUUGAGAGCAAAUGGCAGGAGUGAGCUAUCAAGGCCACAUGAACCUUAAAAGUUAGCCGGUCGUCAAUUACAACAUCAAGAGCAGGCAUAGUGGGCAUAGGUUUAUUUGAUCCAAACUGAAUGUUGUUCUGUGGUUCCACAGUGGGACUGUCUGGAAUGAUAUUAAGCUCAGUCUUGGACAGGUUGAGCUGAAGGUGACAUUUGUUCAUCCAUUUGGAAAUAUCAGCAAGGCAGGAUGAAAUCCCUGUGAGGUUAGACUUAUACCACUGGAGGGAAGACCCUGAGAUGCUUAGUGAAGAGACAGUGGAGAGGGGGAUUUUGUGGUUUACUAUUUCAAAGGCAGUAGACAGAUCCAGCAGCAAGAGAACUGAGGACUGACCAGUUUCUCUAGCCGAAUGCAACCAUACCGACUAUUGUGCAGUUUCAGUACAGUGGCCUUUAGGGACCUAGAAGUUCUUGCAAUAUGUGCUUUGACUAACCACAUUUACUAAUACACAAUAAUUGAAUGUGCCUGUAAGAGUCCAUUGAAGAAAAUGAAAAGGGUCUGUUUCUGCCACAAAAGCUUAUAUGUUCGUAUGUAUUUUGAACCCAGUCAUUAAGCUUCCUGCGUUGUUGCUCUGUAUCAGUAUGACACAAAAGCUAGAGUAGCAUCUUUGCACUCAAGCUAGAUCAAAAAAGUUUCUGCCACAAUAGCCUCACUGGCUGUUGGUGUGUAUUUUGAACCCAGUCAUUUAGCUGCCUCUAUUGUGGCUCUGUAGUGUUGUAGUAUAACUCACUGAGUGAGGAUAGAACAAGCCAGCUCUUCCUCUGUGAAGCCCCAGUGGCCCCAUGUGAAGUCCAGGGAGUCAGGCAAUGCUGGGGCUCAGGAUGAAUGAGGACCAUCUUGACCAAAAAAACUGAAGGCAAAAUUGAUUUGUAUUCUUUCUGACUCUCACACAUGAAAAUUUACUUUCUGGUCCCCUUUUGUAGAUGGUUUCCUUGUGAGGCAACAAACAACUCUGUUGUAGCCCCCAUCACGGUGUGAAAUUAAAAUGUACUUUUUGACAUCAUCAGGAAAGACAGAUAGCCCUGAGUUCACAAGUGUUAUGUGUGCCUUUGAGUGCUGUGUGCUGACAUCAGUAUGACACAUGAGCUUGGGUCGCAUCUUUGUGCUCAGGCAAGAUCAAAUUGGUUGUCUGUUUCUGCCACAAUAGCCUCACAGGCUGUUGGUGUGUAUUUUGAACUCAGCCAUUCAGCACCCUGCAUUGUUGCUCCGUAGUGUAGCUCACUGAGUGUGAACAGAACAUGUCACUUUGUGGCCUGUGAAGCCCCAGUGGCCUAAUGGAUAAGGCACUGGCCUCCUAAGCCAGGGAUUGUGGGUUCGAGUCCCAUCUGGGGUGAUUUGCAGCAGAGUGGUGCAGCGGAAGUGUGCUGGGCCCAUAACCCAGUGGUCGAUGGAUCGAAACCAUCCUCUGCUAUUCUACUUUUCAAAUGCUUCCUGUCUUUACACCAUUCAUCAUGCAACAAAAUCACACAACUGUUCCUCGUCAGGAAUGGCGCUCUUAUGUUAAUUGCUUGCAGAUCAGCUUGACAGUUUCCCUCUGGAUUUACACCUUAGAUGGAUACUUUUAAGUGCAAUAUUUAUUUGCAUUCAAACAUAAAAUGUACAAAUUGAUAUAAUGAAGUUGAAUAUAAAAAAACAGCGGACUCAAGGACUUUAUGAAGCUCAUAUUGGAAUAAAGGUAUUUUCAGGACAUUGAAGCAGGCAACAAAGUGUAGAUAUCAUAAAAUAGAAGCUGAGAUACACACAGGGUUAAUGUAAUCAUUCUUAAUGGGUCCAGUUAGGAGUGAAGCUACAGCAGUUGUUGCAAUUGAAGACAGCAGCCUGAUGGUGUCCCAGAACCAAUUUUGUAAUAAGACUGGAACACUGAAAUCACAGUUGAUAUGAAACAGGUGUUUUUCAUCCAGCUACAGGUACCAUAGGUGGCUACAAUGCUGAAAAUGAUGUUGGCUUGCAAUAAUAAACUGAUAAGUCUAUGUCUGAAUUUCCAUGACACAUAAAGCUGUGUCUAAUUUCAAGCCUGCUGGCUGAUCAUGUUAGAUACAAACACACCUUGCAGCUCCACUGGCUCUAAUAUUUAAAAAGUGACAGGUGGAUGAAAACAGGAUCAGACGGGGGAUGUUGGAUGAAGUCGACAGAGAGGAGAGAGGUGACAUUUGUGUAUAUGUGUGAAUUAUCUCUGCUGUAAUUGCUUUCUCACUUGUGCAUGUAGAACAUGUUUCCUCAUGCUGCUCUUGGUUUAUAAAGUCAUCCAUCAUUGUCCUGCGUGUCAUCUCACAGUUUGUAGCUCAUAUUAAAUUUCAAAAUGAGGCUGCACUGAAGAUAGAUGCACAUUAUAUUCUGAUGCCGACAAUUUCCUCCUUCAUGUGUCAGGAUGGAUACACAAUUUUGGGUGCAUAUCUGUCUCUGUGGUCUUCUCCAUGUGCUGCAUUGACACUGUUGAGGUUCAGCUCUGUUUCUGGGUGUUUUCAAGAAGGAAAUCUUGCUGCAAAGUUAACAGGCUAAUCAUGUAUCAAUGCAGCUCUGAUGCUGCCUUUCAUCUCAUUGCAUUAUUUCUUAGAAAAAAACAAACAAAGCAAAAGCAAGAUAGAGAGUACAAAGAAGUGAAAUUAAUUAUUCAAGAAAAGUAAAACAUGAACAAAUUAAGCUUUUAUAAAGUUGGUCUUUAUGCAAACUGACUUUAAAUGUUACUCUGCUGCACUGGAAUCAAUUAAUGGCCUCUUAUUUAUUUCAAACAUCCUCUAUUUCCCCAGAAAGGGAACAAACUGCAGUUUGAGAAAACAUGUUUAAACAAGUGGAUAAAGAUGUGACCUCUGAAAAAAAUCUAUCAACAUUUGGGAAUCAAAUCAUGCAGUUCAACCACACAGAUGACAACAGGAGUGUUUCCAAGGGACACUAAGGUGAUCACACUUACAUGGUUGAGUGGUUGAUGUUAGCGCGCAAGUGUGUCCCAUUCCUGCAACAAUCAAAUGUGCAGCACGCUUGAUUUGCACUGUUUCUGUACUUACUGUAAGACCAAUGCUGAGCAGUUCAAACCCCACAAUGCAUCACAUCUGUGACAUUUAUUCCCACUACAUUACAAUCAAAAGUUGUGAGACUGACAUGCCACUGAAGAAACUCCAAGGUAAAAGGACUCUCUAAUGGUCCAGGGCUUCGGGAGGCAGGGCCUUAUGAUUUUAUUAACAUAAAAAAUAGGUAGUUAAUCUAUGUGUAAAAUACUGGAAGCACGGACACACAGAGAGAAGCAAACUGAAUAUCUUGAUUAUAUUCUACAUGAAGAUGCCAUGUUGUAACUUUGAUAUUACAUUCAUAACUUUUUAAUGAUAGAACUGUAUGUAUGCAAGCUCCAUGAAUGUGAGUGCAGUGAGUGGUUCUGACAAUUCAUUUGAACAGGGACUAAAGAAAAAAACCCACUUUGAUUUAACUUCUUAAGGUGACCAGUGCAAAGAACACAGCAUUUAAAGGAUACUGCAAAGUAUCUGUUGACAUAACCUUUAGGGAUCGUUUUGAAUGAUUGAUACUGAUAACAAUUAGAAGUAGUUCAUGAGUCCAGUAACAGGUAUUUGUAACCAUUUGGCACUGACAGGAACAAAUAAGAAAUUUUCUGUUAAAAUUUUGGAUUUGAGGUCCUCCAAACCUCAUUAUAAAAUUAAUGGGAAAAAGUAACUAUCUCCACUCUUUUGUCAAUAAUUCACGGUUUUACUCCUUUGUAAUAAAAAUGAUGUGUUCCAUGUUGCUUUUCUUUCCCUGUUAAGCUGUGCUGCAACCAUAAGAGUAUUUGAGAGUAUUCAUGUGUGUGUUUCUCAGUUUGUGUCAGACAUAUUCCCUUGACAGCCUGCUUCAUCUCCACUAAACAUAUGAAGCUCCCACACAAACUGGCACGGUAGUGACUCAGCUACUGCUGUGAAACAAGUUCCCUGUACAGUUAGAGUUCUUAAAAAGUUUAUCAGACUUUUUUAAACUUAUGUGAAAAAAGACAAGGCCAAAGGCUGACAUUUUGGCAGGUAAGACCUUUCCAAAGACAUACUUUUAUGUCUUUAAUGAAAACCUGUCCCCACUUUCGUUAAUUGUAUGUUUCAUCAGAAUACCGUGUAACAGAUCCAGAAAUGUCAGCUAUUUUUCUGAGCCCAAGCCAUUUUAAAUGGACCAAGGUAGAGUGGAAAUCUGUCCUCUAGUUUGACAAAUCAAUUUUUUACAUUCUUUCUACAUCAUCCACCAUAUGAAAAAGAAAGGGGCCACCAGGUUUGUUACUAGGGCACAGUUUAAAAGCCAGCAUUUAUGAUGGUGAGGGGAUGCAUAAGUGCACAUGGCAUGAUAGUUACACAUCAAGCAGUGCACCAUUAAUGUUCAGAUACACUGCAUUUCAAGCAACAUAUGCUGCCAUCCAGAAAGGGUCUUUUUCGUGACAACAGGGUGGCUUGGUAGGAGGAAAGUCAUAAAGCCUCUUUCCUUGUUGCUCUGUUGUGUAGCUCACUGAGUGUGGACAGAACAGGUCACUCUGUGGCCUGUGAAGCCCCAGUGGCCUAAUGGAUAAGGCACUGGCCUCCUAAGCCAGGGAUUGUGGGUUUGAGUCCCAUCUGGGGUGAUUUGCAGCAGAGUGGCGCAGCAGAAGCGUGCUGGGCCUAUAACCCAGAGGUCGAUGGAUCGAAACCAUCCUCUGCUAGCAUUCUUUUUGAAUGCUAUCUUAGUUUACACCCCUCAUCAUUCAACAAAAUUGAACAACAGUUCCUACUAGAUAAAGGCUACGAUAAACUGAAAUCUGAUUGACACUGAUUUCUAACAAAGUUUCCAGGCCUUUUACCUACCAUCUCUCAACUGCUCUUGAGCCACUAUCAAAAGCAUAUAGCCUCUGGAGAACACCAGACGCCUACCACUUCCAAAAAAAAGUGAAAAACUUGACCUAACUGCACAUACUUUAAGGAUGUCACCACAGGACAGUGUUGGUGUGUAUUUUGAACCCAGUCAUUUAGCUGCCUGCAUUGUGGCUCUGUAGUGUUGUAGUAUAACUCACUGAGUGAGGAUAGAACAAGCCAGCUCUUCCUCUGUGAAGCCCCAGUGGCCCCAUGUGAAGUCCAGGGAGUCAAGCAAUGCUGGGGCUCAGGAUGAGUGAGGACCAUCUUGACCAAAAAAACUGAAGGCAAAAUUGAUUUGUAUUCUUUCUAACUCUCACACAUGAAAAUUUACUUUCUGGUCCCCUUUUGUAGAUGGUUUCCUUGUGAGGCAACAAACAACUCUGUUGUAGCCCCCAUCACGGUGUGAAAUUAAAAUGUACUUUUUGACAUCAUCGGGAAAGACAGAUAGCCCUGAGUUCACAAGUGUUAUGGGUGCCUUUGAGUGCUGUUGUUUUUGGAAAGUAAUCCACUCACUAAAAAUGUCAGGAUAGAGGGUGAAUGCCAAAACUCAGAGCAGGGCAGAAGUCGUUUGUGUGCUGACAUCAGUAUGACACAUGAGCUUGGGCCGCAUCUUUGUGCUCAGGCAAGACCACAAUAGUUGUCUGUUUCUGCCACAAUAGCCUCACAGGCUGCUGGUGUGUAUUUUGAACUCAGCCAUUCAGCUCCCUGCAUUGUUGCUCCGUAGUGUAGCUCACUGAGUGUGAACAGAACAGGUCACUCUGUGGCCUGUGAAGCCCCAGUGGCCUAAUGGAUAAGGCACUGGCCUCCUAAGCCAGGGAUUGUGGGUUCGAGUCCCAUCUGGGGUGGUUUACAGCAGAGUGGCGCAGCGGAAGCGUGCUGGGCCCAUAACCCAGAGGUCGAUGGAUCGAAACCAUCCUCUGCUAGCAUUCUUUUUGAAUGCUAUCUUAGUUUACACCCCUCAAACUUGACCUAACUGCACAUACUUUCAGGAUGUCUGUUUUGGCCAACAAAUGAUGUGCACUCUUCCAAGGUGCCAACAUGUUCACCACAGGACAGUGUUGGUGUGUAUUUUGAACCCAGUCAUUUAGCUGCCUGCAUUGUUGCUCCGUAGUGUAGUUCACUGAGUGUGGACAAAACAGGUCCCUCUGUAGGCUGUGAAGCCCCAGUGGCCUCCCCAAUAGCAGAGUCGCCCGCUAUGGCCGUCCAUUUCUUGCCAAUCAGAUUGUCUCCCCUCUCCAUUUCUCUCCAUUUCUUGCCAAUGAGAUCUCUCCCCUCUCCAUUUCGUUCCAUUUCUUGCCAAUCAAAUAAUUCCCUGAUCUCCAUUUCUUGCCAAUCAGAGCUUCAGCCUGGAGCUCCAUUUCUCACCAAUCAAAACGCACCUCUGUUUCCAUUUUUCUUUCCACCUCAACUCCCGCCUCCUUCCGCGUCGACCAAUCAGAUGGCUUUUGCUGCCUCUGUGUUUACAGCAACGGCAAGUGCAGUCAAAGGUGACACCGGCAUCUUCCACGGUAAGUAAUUAAAAAGUUUUUGAGUUUUCCGUUGAAAACCUGCUGGCUGUAUCAAAGUGAACUAACUGCGAAAGCGUGCAGCAUGAAGUUUUCACUGACUCGCGGUUAUUGACUUGUAUUUAGCCUCUACAAUAACGAAGCACAGUGUGAUGGCUGUAAUGAAAACAGUGACAUAUCCAGCAAAACAAACAAACAAGCAAAUAAACAAGUAAACAAACAGCUAAAGCUUUCCUUUGUAGCCUGACAAGUGUUGAUGUGUCUAAGAAUAUAUUUUUCUUGUAUUUUACGUUGCAAAGCCCUUCAUCAGGUCAUAAAAUGAUAAUGUACUGUUUAAAUUCAUACACUUAGUAGCUUGUUGUUUGGAGUUUGGCCCAGUCAUGCAGGAAAUAGGCCAACUCCUAGGCAAAAAAAGUGACAUGAACUCUAUCACAAGGUAGAUCUUUCAUCAUAGGUCAGUAUCACAAUGAAGUAAUAAGUAUGUAUCCUGGUAUAUCUUAAAUGUGUUUUGUGACAGAUUGAAAAGUGUCCACUCCAAAAUUGGGGUCAGAUGUCUUUGUUUGGUGUGGCACAGGUCUGCUCGUGUGGGUUUCACAGUCAAACGGUAAACUGGAUUGGUAAAUUUGAAUGAUUCACCACAAUAUUGUAUGUAAUAAUAGAGUUCAUUAAAUUAAGGAAUGAAACCAGUAAAAAUUAAUCUGUUACUACAGCUGAAGAGACGGGUAAAACUUUUUGACAAGUGGUUGUCAUGCAGUAAUACAUUUACAAAUUAAACAAAACCCACAAACAUCUUUAACUAAAUUAUGAGAGUUCUUUCUCUUGUUUCUUCAGACACAUCCAGAACAGACAGUUAGAUCUGCCACCUCAUCAGUCUGCAUCAACUGUGGCUGGCUCCUCUGCAGUCCCUCACAGAGUUGCUGCACCCUCAGAGGUUGCUGUGCAGCGACCCAAACUCACCCUUCAAAUGGUACUCAAGAAGCACAGUUUUAUUAAAAAUCGAAUCUGAAUUUAAUACAAUAAAGUACGCAAAAAGAUGAUUAAUCUUUUACUGGCAUUAAUCCUUCAGUUUGAAAAAUCCCAGUUUGGUGGUUCUCUGAGUUCUGCAGUCAAGCCAAACCUUAGUCUCGCCAGGAGAACUCAUCAGGUAUGAUAAAAAAAACUGGAUUGAUAAAUCUAGUCGUAAAUUUUCAUAGUUGUUUAAAACUUCUUAACUAGCAUCUGUUAUUGAUAUGGGUUGUUUCUAUUUAGGCUGUAUUUGGACAGAGGAAAAAGUGCCUAGAAAGUGAAUCUCAUUCCACUUAAGUGGGGCAACAUAAACUGUGAUUCGUAAGAUAGCUCUAUUGAUAGUAAGUACUAAAAAAAAUAUAUCUACUCAUGCCGUCCUGUCGAUUUUUAGUAAUCAGUGUUUCGGUGUCGAACUAUUUCCCUUCUGCGGCGUAGUGAUACUUGCACACACGCAAUCGAAUAUGCAGGGGGUGAAGCCAUUUUUGUCACGUCGACCAAUAGGAGCCGAGUCUCGUUGCCAUAGUAUCAGAAAUACACAAACAUGGCGACGACCGCAUCUCGCAGCGAGACAAGCGAAGAGGAAGAAAAGAAAAGGAAAAAAAGAUAACAGCCUUCAAAAGUGCAUAAAAAUGGAACGAAACGAUGCUAUAUGCAUCUAUCAUCUGUCCAGAGUGAAGACGUUCUCGACUUUACAAGGACACGUUGGGAAACUUACAUAACUAGUAUUAGAAAGUGGUUUUCUCUACAGGGUGAGACAAGGACCUUGCAGAAACUUAUAAACAUUGCAUUGAUAUCGACUUUGACAAUGUUCCUGAUGACGCUGGGUUUCACAUGACAUGCUACCAGCGAUUUAUUUGCAAAAUGCGUUUGAGAAACAAGAACGUGAUGCAGCCUCGGGUCAGUCAAACCCUUAACGCAGCAUCGCCGAUGCAUCCACGUCCACGGCAUCUGAAA